AUGGCAGUUACGAUUGAACAAAUAAAGAAAAUGUUUAAAAAAAUGUUUAAGGAGUUUAAGAAGGAAAUAGGAGAUAUGAUUAAACAGCAAGAAAAAAACGUUUUAAACAUAAUAAGUUUGAGCACAAAAAUUUUAUACGUUGAAUUGCGUAUCAAUGAAAAUAGUAAGCAAAUAAAAUUGAUAGAAAAAGAAAUUGAAGAUAUUAAAGUGAGUUUAAACUUUCAUGAACAACUCAUUGAAGAAAAAAUUCGAAGCGUCAUUACUUUACGGGAUAAAUGUAAUACAAUAAACGUUACCCAAAACAAUGAGUCUGCAUUUUCUAAAAUUACCAACAAAUUAAGAGAAAAAGAGGAUCGAUCCCGGCGGAAUAAUCUGAGAAUCGACGGAAUUAAAGAAAGCGAAGGUGAAAGUUGGAAUGACAGUGAAACAAAGCUUCUAGACUUUAAAGAUACAGUAAAUAUUUUAAAAAAAUCCCCUAACCUAAAAGGAAAAAUUAUCUAUAUAAAUGAAGAUUUCUGCGCUGAGACAUUGCAAAUUAGGAAGGUGCUGAGAGAACAAAUGAAAAUGGAACGAGCGGCAGGAAAAUUUGCAAGUAUUUCAUACGAUAAACUUAAGAAAAGUAUAAAUGUAUAA
Molecule: messenger RNA, 633 nt
Organism: Hydra vulgaris (swiftwater hydra)
Lineage: Eukaryota; Metazoa; Cnidaria; Hydrozoa; Anthoathecata; Hydridae
Source: RefSeq, a predicted model, not a curated record